UUUCACAUAAUUUUAUAGAUUUCAUAUAAUCUGGCUUUCACAUAAAAUUCUGGCUUCUUUGUAAAUCAAAAAAUCUGGCAAAGCCGGCCUUACUGACUGCUUCACUCACCCAUAAUGAUUUCCUGGCUCCUCUGCGUAUCUGAGUUCGGCUCCUCUGUUCUAGCAAUUCAAAAGCUACCAGAUAUUUAAUCAUGUCUUGCCUCUGUUUCUCACCUUAUUUCAGGUAGUCCCUUUGAGAGGCAUAGGGCUUCUUAAGCGUGUACAGAUUGACAAUACAAUCUUAGCCAUUUGAAUAAGGGGAUACAGAAACUCUUGCCCAAACGGUACUGCCUUUACCAAUUUUCAAAUAGGUGUUGUGGAAUACUUAAUCUGAGAACAACUUGGAAAUCCAGGUAGAGCACGAAAUGAUAGUGUACCAUCACUGUUGAUCUCUAGGGGGCGCCAUUCCCAAAGACUACAAAUUUGAAAAGUUUCAAAUAGGUGUUGAUAUUUCUCAGUUGGUGGUCACUGUCCACUCUUCCAGGCAUUAAGGUUGGGAUUUUUCUUACCACUUUCAAAGCAUUUUCUCUUUUUGUCAGAGCAUUUUCAUCAUGACUGCGGGGGGAUAUUACAGCAUAAACGGUAGAAGAUUUCAAAAACAAUAGUCAAUUUUACUUAACCUCCACGUUGAAAGCAAAGUGAAGAGUCUGCGAAGCUUUUGGAGGAAGGAAAAAGUGGUGGAACAAUGUUUCACCAGGAAAUUCCAGAGAGAACAUAGUAAAAUCAAAUAGCAGUAUGGGGGAAAGGCAGCAGCCUCGUGAAAAAAAAAAGACAAUGUUAUUUUGCUUUGUUCUCUCGUGUUCAUGUUUUCCAAUAAUCAUUUCAUAUAUAUGCACAUAUAUCUGUUUAAAUUCAGUAGAAGUUGCAAGGAAAAUGUGCCAAAACGUUGAGAGUGGUUGUUGGUUGUCUUCGGCUGAGUGGGGCUAUGAGUGAUGAUUUUUUCUUUUAAUUUUUCUGGUUUUUCCAAGUGUUCCUUAAUAUAUUGGGUUUCUGACCGAAAUAAAACGAAAUAAACUUUUUAAAGAAGUAAUGACAGCUCUCAUGUCCAUCCACUUCAAGACUGUCAUGCUAAGGUAGGCAGGCAGAGGGGGUGGCAGACUCUCCUUUUGUUCUGCAUUCUGGUCUUUCUCCAGCUCUCACUCUUUGCUUUGUGUCUUCAGUCACGUCCCAAUCCCAGAGGAAUGAAAGUAUUGUUCAAAAUUUAAGGCCAACGUGAAGAACUCAGCAGAGGUAGGGAGUCCCCAAGGCCAGGCUAGGCGUCCCCGAGGACAUCUCCGGGGAGUGGCGCUUUGCGUCAUGUGGGGCCCGCCCCUUCCAGGGCCUCGGCUCGGCGUGUUUUGCCGUCUUGGCCGCGGUCGUGGAAGCAGGAUUUCCGCGGUUGUGUAACGGCACCUCGCGGACGUGCAGAGACCUGGGCUCCGCAUCCCUCCUCUGCCUGGCCCCUGGUCUCCGGCACCCGAGCCAUGGCCUGGACGGCGGCGGCGGCGGCGGCGGGGAGCUGCGGGGCCCGCGGCGCGCUCUCGGUGCACACGCACCUGUUCGACCUGCCGCCCGCACUGCUGGGCGAGUUCUGCGCGGUCCUGGACAGCUGCGACGGCGCGCUGGGCUGGCGCGGCCUGGCAGAGCGACUUUCAAGCAGCUGGCUGGAUGUUCGUCACAUUGAAAAAUAUGUGGACCAAGGUAAAAGUGGAACAAGAGAAUUACUUUGGUCAUGGGCUCAGAAAAACAAGACCAUCGGCGACCUUUUACAGAUUCUCCAGGAGAUGGGGCAUCGUCGAGCUAUCCAUUUAUUUGCAAACCAUGGAGCAGUCUUGAAUCCUUCAAUGCAAAGUCAUCAGGGAGAUGCAGUUCCAAACAUGUUCCCCAAGGAAACAGCCAGUGUCACAGUGGAUAAUGUUCUUAUUCCUGAACAUAAUAAAAAAGGAGUAUUGCUUAAUUCCUCUAUCAGCUUUCAAAACAUCGUAGAAGGAACCAAAAACUUCCACAAAGACUUCCUAAUUGGAGAAGGGGAGAUUUUUGAAGUCUACAGAGCAGAGAUCCAAAACAGAACAUAUGCCAUUAAAUUAUUUAAACAGGAGAAAAAAAUGCAAUGUAAGAAACAGUGGAAGAGAUUUUUAUCUGAGCUUGAAGUCUUACUACUAUUUCGUCAUCCAAAUAUACUGGAGUUGGCUGCAUAUUUUACAGAAAGUGAGAAGUUCUGCCUGGUUUAUCCAUAUAUGAAAAACGGAUCACUUUUUGACAGAUUACAGUGUGUAGGGAAUACAGACCCACUCUCUUGGAACAUUCGAAUCAGUGUAUUAAUAGGAACAGCCAAAGCCAUUCAGUACUUGCACAAUACGGAUCCGUGCUCGGUCAUCUGUGGCAGAAUAUCAAGUGCAAACGUCCUUUUGGAUGACCAGUUUCAACCCAAACUAACUGAUUUUGCCAUGGCUCACUUCCGGCCCCACCUAGAGCCUCAGAGCUCUACCAUCAGCGUGACCAGCAGCAGCAGUAAACAUCUGUGGUACAUGCCAGAGGAGUAUAUCCGACAGGGCAAGCUCUCCACCAAAACGGACGUCUACAGCUUUGGAAUCGUAAUAAUGGAAGUUCUGACAGGCUGUAAAGUGGUGUUGGAUGAGCCAAAGCAUAUCCAGCUGAGGGAUCUCCUUAUGGAACUGAUGGAGAAAAGAGGCCUCGACUCAUGUCUCUCAUUUCUAGAUAAGAAAGUGUUUCCCUGUCCUCGGAAUUUUUCUGCCAAGCUCUUCACGUUGGCAGGCCAGUGUACUGUGACACGGGCAAAAUUAAGGCCAUCGAUGAAUGAAGUCCUAACUACUCUUGAAAGUUCUCAGACCAGCUUAUAUUUUGCUGAAGACCCUCCCGCCUCCCUCAAGUCCUUCAGGAGUCCUUCUCCCCUCUUCCUGGACAACGUACCAAGUAUUCCCGUGGAAGAUGAUGAAAGACAGACUCAUCAUUCACCGCUUCACGAUAAACAUUUGAGAAAAGACAGACUAACUCAGAAGACUCCCUUUGAAUGCAGCCAGUCUGAGGUUACAUUUUUGGGCUUUGAGAGCAACACAGGAAAUAAGAGAAAUGAGGAGGCUUGCAGCAUACCCAGUUCUUCCUGUGAAGAAUGUUGUUCUCCAAAGCAUGCAGCUCCAUCCCAGGACUCGAAGGCCUGUGGCAUGCAUAUGGACCCUUCUAUAGAAGCUCUAGGCCGUUCCCGCAGGAGCAGGUCAGUGGAGGCUAACUGUUCCUCCGAAUCUUUCUGGAAUGAGUGUGAACAGUACAAAAAGGAAUCCAUUUCACCAGCAGAUAAAGAAGAUGGCAGGUAUUACCGAGACACCUGAGUACAGGGACCACCUUGGGAAGACAUUGUCUUCAUAAGUAACGCCAAGAGGACGGUCAGUGGUGAGUUUGGGUAGAGCAGAGCAACAAUCUGAGCAACCCUGUUCUCUUUUUUUCCAACUCGCAGAACAGAGUGACCUUAAAAUUUGUUUUAUCGGGAAAUUGCCUCCUGAUCAAACGUAGGCUUAAACUAGAGCCGUUCAAAAUUACGUAAGAUCAUGGGCUCUGACUGCAGACAAACAAAACAAUCAAAACCUACCAAGAAGAGCCUGGAUUCUAACAUCUUCAUUAACAUUUAUAUGAGUCCUCAGAGCCUCUAGUCAGCCAAGUAUGUUCAAUUCAGUUGGAUUCUAUUGUUUGGUUUAGGUUGCUUGAGAAGAUUGUAGGAAACAUCUAAUUUGUAAAUAUGAAUAGAUGCCCUUUAAAGAAUUGCCUUUUCAUAUAUUUUGAUUGACCUUUGGUAUUUUUCUGUACAUCCUGUGAAACCUGCCUGUCUGAAAAUGAGCCAGGUUCACCCCUGGCUAUGACAUGUUCGGUGUAGAGAGGAGAUUCUUGCCCAAGAUCUGUAUUUAAACUCUUAGGAUAUUUAUCACACAUAUAUGGUUGUUGGCUGUUGUUACAAUCUCUUUUGUCCAAACUUAGAGACCUAUUAUAUCUUGAGUGGAGUGUAUAAAAUCUUAAGUAAUUUUUGUUCUGAGAAAAUGGCUGGUCAUAAGAGCCUCGGUCAGCUUUUUGUUUGCUUCUAUACAUUCCAACUCUGUGCCUUUACUCCUGCUGUUUACUGGAUCUCUCCACCUUUGAAAUCUUGCCCAAUCCUUCAAGGCCCAGCAGAACUGCCAUCCUUCUGGAAGCUUCCCUAAUCUCUCCAGCCAGAAGUACUUCCUUUAUCAGUAUUUCCAUAGCAAUUAUUUUUGUAUUUCUAUUUUAUACUAGUCAUUUUCUGAAUUAUAUCAAAGUUGCUUGUGCCAUCUUCUCUCUCUUACUAGACCAUAAACUCCUGUAUUAGCUUCCUAUUGUUGCUGUAACAAAUGAUCACAAAUUGAGUGGGUUAAAACAAUAUAAAUUAAUUAUUUUACAGUUGUGGAAGUCAGAAGUCCUUAACAUUCCCCUAGAGGCUUUAAGGGGGACAAGUCAUUCAUUUACCUAUUCAAGCUUAUAGAGGCCACCGGCAUUCCUUGCCUCAUGGCCUCUUCCUUCACCCUCAAAGCCAGCAAUGUAGCAUCUUCAAAUUCAGAUCUCUCCCUUUCUCUGACCCCUCCUUCAUCACCUCUUUCUCGUACGUUGGCCCUCUUGCCUCGUUCUCAUAAGGAUACUUCUAAUUGCAUUGGGCCUACAAGAUACUCCAGGAAAAUCUCUGCAUCUCAAGAUCCUGAAUUUUAUCACAUUUGCAAUGUCCUUUUUCUCCUGUAAAGUGAUAUAUUCACAGGUUUCAGGGAUUGGGACAUGGACAUCUUUGGGGGACCAUCACUCUAUCACAUUCCCUGAGUCUGUAGGGGCCAUCUCUUCAGGGCCUAGUAUGUCAUUCUGUACAGAUCAGGUGUUUCCUUAUAAAUUAAGUUGAAUUACAUUAUCUCUAUGAACCCACAUAAUAAAAAAUUCAACUACA
This is a messenger RNA of Hipposideros armiger (great roundleaf bat), 4969 nucleotides long. It is a transcript of the gene IRAK3, whose product is annotated as interleukin 1 receptor associated kinase 3. The coding region runs from base 1503 to 3365 and encodes 620 amino acids. Gene Ontology annotation, molecular function: ATP binding; protein kinase activity; protein binding. Gene Ontology annotation, cellular component: nucleus; cytoplasm; plasma membrane. Gene Ontology annotation, biological process: negative regulation of tumor necrosis factor production; interleukin-1-mediated signaling pathway; protein phosphorylation. The record is from RefSeq and is a predicted model, not a curated record. The transcript is spliced from 12 exons. Lineage: Eukaryota; Metazoa; Chordata; Mammalia; Chiroptera; Hipposideridae.